CCUUGUGGAGAAUAGAUGUCUGCGUGAUUAUAAGUUUAAAUAUUUUAAAUUACAACAUGUUCAAGAUACGAUGCCUAUUUGUAUUUUGUUCUAUAACCUUAGCAGCAAAUGCUUUACCGUUAGGUAAGGACAGCGAAGCUACGGUAUUAUACAAUAACUAUUCAAUAGACGAAAAUGGAAAUUACAGAUUCAGUUUUGCGACAUCUAAUGGUAUGGCGAGGGAGGAAACGGGAACAAUUGUCAACAAGGGUCAACCUAACGAGCAUAUUGCAGUUAAAGGUCGAUAUAGUUACAUGGAUACAGAAGGAAAACAAGAAAUGGUUGAAUACUCAGCUGAUGAGAAUGGAUAUAUAAUUUUACCACCUAAAUACACGGGGGCAGCCUUUGGUGUACCUGCAAACAUCGUUGCAACGCUACUUGGAAAAUGAAGUUUGGAGAAAAAGCAGAGAAUAAAUCGCUCUCAGUGUUUUAAUUUGAACAUAUUUAUUAUAAGCGACUGAUGGAAUAAACUAAUUGUAAAUGAUAUAGGAUCGUUAUAAUAAUAAAUAAAUAAGUAUAGUAUUUAUAAUUAGUAUAUUAUUUAUGUAUAUCAUAUCUUUGUUUUAUAUUUAAUAUUAAAUAUAAAACUAAGAUAUACAAUAUAUUAUAUAAUAUAUAUAUUGUAUGUAUGUAUGUAUGAGACUACAAAUACAAGGCUUUGUUUGAGGAAGUUCCAAGUGACGUAAAAUAGAAAAACAAAUUUAUAAAUAAAAAAAUGUGUAUAAAUAUUUUAUUGCUGUAAAGUAGUAUUUAAUUUUAAAUAAAUUA
Messenger RNA from Bicyclus anynana (squinting bush brown), 807 nucleotides. RefSeq names its product endocuticle structural glycoprotein SgAbd-5-like. The transcript is spliced from 4 exons. Bases 57 to 428 code for a protein of 123 amino acids. The record is from RefSeq and is a predicted model, not a curated record. Gene Ontology annotation, molecular function: structural constituent of chitin-based larval cuticle. Gene Ontology annotation, cellular component: chitin-based extracellular matrix. NCBI's taxonomy places the organism in Eukaryota, Metazoa, Arthropoda, Insecta, Lepidoptera, Nymphalidae.